AUGGCGAGCAUCUGUACGGGCGAUGAGGAAGGGGAGGAGCAGGCGUCCGGCCGCACGCUCGGACUCUGCGUCUCGACGUCCGGCCGGCUGGUGGCAGCACUGAACGACCGCAAGGCGGCGUGCGUAUGGCGCGCCGCAGAUGGCGCCACAGUCGGCUGCUGGCGGACGGCGCGCAAGGCCAGCUGUUUGACGUUCGCGCCGGACGAGGAGGCUCUGCUCGUGGCAGAUAAGUCCGGGGACGUCUACAAGUGCCAGCUGAGUUCUGCCAGUACGAAGCCUCAGCUGAUCCUAGGCCACAUCUCGAUGGUCCUGGAUAUGUGUGUGACGGCCGACGGCCGCCACCUGGUGACCUGUGACCGGGACGAGAAGAUCCGCCUCACCUGCUACCCCAACACGUGGACCAUCGACGCCUACUGCCUGGGCCACAGCGAGUUCGUGGCGGCGCUCUGCCUGACCUCCUCCGGUCUUCUCGUCUCCGGCGGAGGGGUGAUGAUGACGCUGUUUGAGGUGAUGGCGGGUCUGUAUGAGGUGGUGAUGAGGCUGUUUGAGGUGAUGGCGGGUCUGUAUGAGGUGGUGAUGAGGCUGUAUGAGGUGAUGGUGGGCCUGUAUGAGGUGGUGAUGAGGCUUGUGGGAGCGCGGCUGGCCGGCUGA
Pollicipes pollicipes is the source of this 651-nucleotide messenger RNA. It is a transcript of the gene wuho, whose product is annotated as tRNA (guanine-N(7)-)-methyltransferase non-catalytic subunit wuho. The transcript has 6 exons. Gene Ontology annotation, cellular component: nucleus; tRNA methyltransferase complex; cytosol. Gene Ontology annotation, molecular function: protein binding. The coding region runs from base 1 to 651 and encodes 216 amino acids. Gene Ontology annotation, biological process: tRNA modification; RNA (guanine-N7)-methylation. The record is from RefSeq and is a predicted model, not a curated record. Lineage: Eukaryota; Metazoa; Arthropoda; Thecostraca; Pollicipedomorpha; Pollicipedidae.